Papaver somniferum (opium poppy) is the source of this 591-nucleotide messenger RNA. RefSeq lists its product as uncharacterized. NCBI's taxonomy places the organism in Eukaryota, Viridiplantae, Streptophyta, Magnoliopsida, Ranunculales, Papaveraceae. The record is from RefSeq and is a predicted model, not a curated record. The coding region runs from base 89 to 454 and encodes 121 amino acids. The transcript is spliced from 2 exons.
AUUUUCCAGACUUUUAUUAUCAUCACCAAAUCAAAAUUGAAAAACAAAACCAUUUUUAUUCUCAACAAGCCUUCUUCUUCUCACAGUAAUGGCAGAAUCUAAACCAGAACAAAAUGCCUAUCAACCAGUGGAAGAAGUAAAAGCCCCAAAUUUGAUGGAAAGAGCAAAAGAAGAGGUCACAGCAGUUGCUCAUACUGAUAGGUCACCAAAACAUCAUAUAGAAACUCAUGGGACAAGUGAUGAUAUUGAUGAGAACACAAAACCUGAGGAAAUCAAAGGUCCUAGUGUUUUUCAAAGAGCUAAAGAAGAAAUUGAAGCACUAGUUGAAGCAAUUCAUCCAAAGAAAGAAUCAUCAUCAUCUGAUGACCAUUCAAAGAAGGAUGGUGGUGGUUUCUUUGCUUCCAUUGGGAGGAGUUUGGAGAAAGUUUGUUCACCUAAAGGGAAGAAAACAUAAACUGUGAUGUGAGUGUUUGAGGUUUGAUUUUGAGUCCUUGCUUUUGUGGUAUGGCAAUGAAUGUACUAUAUAUACUGUUGAUGAUAACUCUGAUUUGACAUUAUGAGGAUUAUAAAAACUUGAAGUUUCUUAUCUUA